ACGAGUGCGAGAAGCGAGGGAACGAAAUAGGAAAAGGAGGGGUUUUUGUGAUUGAAUUGGGGAUUUAGGGAUUGUGUACAGUGGAAUGAAUUUGAAGAUGGAUUCUGAUAGAGCGAAGCUGUUUGUAGGGGGCAUUUCACGGGACACCACCGAAGAUAUUCUCAAACUCCACUUUGCCAAGUACGGUGUCGUUUUGGAUUCCACGAUUUCUGUAGACCGGAGCACCCGAAGCCCUAGGGGUUUUGGCUUCGUCACCUUCUCUGAUCUGUCCGCAGCUGAUAAAGCACUUCAAGACACGCACGUCAUUCUCGGAAGAACGGUAGAAGUGAAAAAAGCUAUACCCAGAAGUGAACAACAGCAACACCAAAACCAAUUACAGAAUAGAGGGGGUGGUAAUUAUAGUAGUAAUGACUGUAGCAGUGACCACGUUAGGACUAAAAAGAUUUUUGUAGGAGGUUUACCUGCUGGUAUAUCUGAGGAGGAGUUUAAGAAAUACUUUGAGAGGUUUGGUCGAAUAACAGAUGUAGUGGUGAUGCAGGACAGUGUGACUCACCGGCCAAGGGGGUUUGGGUUCAUAACAUUUGAUUCUGAAGAAUCUGUUCAAAACGUUAUGGUGAAAAGUUUUCAUGACUUGAAUGGUAGACAGGUGGAGGUCAAGAGGGCUGUUCCAAAAGAGGGGAACCAUGGGUAUGACGGGUUUAAUAAAUUAAGAUAUAGGAGUGAAAGAGGGACUGCUAAAAAUUUUCCUCCUUAUAGUCCUAGGAAUGUGCUCCCGGGUUUUGCUCCUUCACCAUGGUAUAGUAGUGACGGAGUGUACGCAUAUGGAUCAAACACCUAUGGUUGCUGGUAUCCUAUUGGUGGGUAUGGGGGGAGUGGAUAUGCAGUUCCGUCUGAUGCUUCUAGGAACUUCUGGUAUGGGCCUAUGAUAACUGGUCCUCAGGCAUGUCAGGUGCCUUAUCCUAAUGCUAUGCCGGGUGUUGCGUAUGUGGGUGGUAGGAUUGGAAUAGUAGGUAAUGGUGCUGGAUCUUGGGGGUACAAUGGCAUUCUUGGGUCUGCAACAAAUUUGAAAAUUGAUCAACCUUUUAAUGCCAAUGGACUUGUUCCAGGCAAUGUUACAUCACCUCAUGGUGUAAAGCAGGACGUUGACUCUUCAAGUUUGAAAGGGAGCAAUGGCGAAAUUUCUAGUUAACAAACUAAAAGGGUCGUUGGGCCUUAAUUCAUGUAGGUAAAUACUUACUGACUGCUUCAGGGCUUUGGAAGGUUGGCAUAUUCUUUGCUAGAUGUUGUAAGAGCUAGUCUCUUGUUCUUAUCAGUUUUAAUUUGUGAAGCUACCUUUUCAUGUGUCAUAAAUAUGUAGUUUAGCAACUUGUCAUGUUUAGAUAUGGAGUUUUAUUGGUAGAGGUUUCAUGCAUCUGUAAAAUAAUUUCAUGCAAAUCCUUUUCUCUUCAUUCUUUUUUUAAUCCUUUUCACUGUAGGUGCCAUGUGGUUUGUUUGUUUUGGUGCUGUUCCCCUUCCACUAUCAUGUUAAUGGUUAUUACACCGUUAAAGAUUGGAUUGAUAUAUUUGCUGUACUGAUCAUUAAAUUUAAAAAGAAUCAAACUACAGAAAAAGUUUCCCUUUGACAUUAUAGAACUCAUUAUCCUUAUAGAAAUGGUAAAUGAGCCGUGUUUCAUAAAAAAAAAAAGAGAAAAAAAAAUUAUGCUAUGGACUUCUUGAGUUGAUUGUAUUCCUUUUUUCAUGCAUAAUUAAUGACUAGGCUGACUAGAUUCUUGGAUUUCAGUCGUGUGGCAAUAUUAGUUUCAAGUUUAUAUUAUUACAAAUCAAUUGCAUAUAAUGUAUAUUGCCAGCUUAUUGGAACUAUCUUUUGUUGUUAAAUUUGAGUUUAUACAACAUUAGAUUUGGAUAAUGGAUCAAGGGACGUCCAAAUUCUGAGGAAAAGUGGGUGAAGUUAUAUAUUUUUU
Messenger RNA from Abrus precatorius (Indian licorice), 1961 nucleotides. Its product is annotated as RNA-binding protein 1-like. Bases 86 to 1189 code for a protein of 367 amino acids. The transcript is spliced from 2 exons. The record is from RefSeq and is a predicted model, not a curated record. Gene Ontology annotation, molecular function: RNA binding. NCBI's taxonomy places the organism in Eukaryota, Viridiplantae, Streptophyta, Magnoliopsida, Fabales, Fabaceae.